ACACCUCAAUCCGAUGGCAUCCUAAAAUAAUCUCUACCCUGAUUCAAUUCAAUUCGAAGACCAUGGUAUGAAGCCAUGCCCGACCCUUGACUUGUCUAUUUCUUUUUUUUAUAUGUUGUCUGUGUAUUCUUGAUUCCCAUUGUCUUCAACUCUAACGCUAUCCCUCCCGUUUUCCUGUCCGCUCCGCUUCUUCUUCUUCUUCUGCUUUUCGUUUCAACUCGUCAACCAUUUGGGCAUUGAAUUGCAUCGGGGCUGGACCGCGAUCAUGGCCUCACCCUCGUUCGAUCCCGCGACCCGAAAGAAGGUUUUGCGGGUCAUUACCUUCUCUCUCCUUCUCGACCUGAUCUCGUUCACAUUCAUCCUUCCCCUCUUCCCGAAACUGCUCGAGUUCUACCGCGACCGAGAAGCUCCGGCCGCCAUCUCCGGAAACCCCAACACCCUCCUCCAGACCGUUCUCAGCUACCUGAACAAAUACAAGGCCUCCUUUUCUCGACCCAUUGAUUCUCGCUAUGACAUUGUUCUUCUCGGUGGUGCACUGGGAAGUCUCUUUUCCCUCUUGCAAGCCAUUGCGUCACCCCUCAUCGGCACCCUAUCCGACCGCCAUGGCCGCCGCACGGCGCUCCUCGCCUCCAUGAUGGGAAACAUCCUCUCGGUCCUCCUCUGGGUCGCGGCCGUCGACUUCCGGACCUUCGUCGCGUCCCGCGUUGUCGGCGGCCUGUCCGAGGGCAACGUCCAGCUGGCCACCGCCAUGGCCACCGACAUCUCCGACGAAGCCUCGCGCGGCUCGACCAUGGCGCUCAUCGGGGCCUGCUUCAGCGUCGCCUUCACCUUCGGCCCGGGCAUCGGCGCUUACCUCAGCACCAUCCCCACCGUCCGGGAGAAUCCCUUCGCCACCGCGGCCGGCGUCAGUCUCGCCCUGAUCGUCACCGAGACUGUGUACCUGUACUUCUACCUGCCCGAGACCCUCCCUGCCUUGACCGGUCGGGGCGGGAAGACGAAGGGCGGACACGAGAAGAAGAAGGAGGGGAAGGGGGAGGGGGAGGGGGAGACAUCGGCGGGCGCCACGCGAGGACAGCAGCAGCAGCAGCAACAACAACAACAACAACAACAACAACAACAACAACAACGGACAAAUUCGCAUCUCACGCUCAACGCCAUCCACUUCGCCUUCCUGCUCUUCUUUUCCGGCAUGGAAUCCUCCCUGUCCUUCAUGACCUACGACCUCUUCGGCUUCGGGUCCGCCAAGAACGGCCGCCUCUUGGGCUUCGUCGGACUCGUGGCGUCGAUCCUCCAGGGCGGCGUCACGAGGCGGCUCCCGCCCCUGACGUCGGUGCGUCUGGGCACCGUCGCGUGCCUGUCGGCCUUUGUGCUGCUGGGCCGCAUCACCACCACGGGCGGGCUGUACGCGGCCGCCACGUGUCUGGCCGUGACGUCGGCCACCGUGGUCACGGGCCUCAACGCGCUCAGCAGCUUCGAGGCGGGCGAGGGGGAGCGCGGCGGGAAGCUGGGCAUGCUCCGGAGCUGGGGUCAGCUGGGGCGCGGGCUCGGUCCCAUCCUGUUCACGAGCGUGUACUGGUGGGCCGGGCGCGAGGUCGCGUAUGGCAUGGGCGCCGUCGGCAUGGUGGUUGUCGUCUCGGCCGUUUUCGCCGGGCUGAAGACGCCUCCUGGUUCGGGCAAGGUUAAGGCGACGGGGGAGAAGAAGGCACAGUAAGGGGUAAGGGAGAGACGGACGAGAAGAGGGACUGCACCAACGGUCUAGGCAACGUUUAUCUUAUGUACCUAUACUUUCGCUUAUAUGAUACAAAUUGCAGGGAGGAGCUGCUAUGCAUAGUAUAGUGUAGACUGCACUGCAUGUGGACUCGAAAUGACGAAUAGUUAAGUAACGGCUU
This is a messenger RNA of Sodiomyces alkalinus F11, 1889 nucleotides long. RefSeq names its product MFS general substrate transporter. The coding region runs from base 266 to 1711 and encodes 481 amino acids. Gene Ontology annotation, molecular function: transmembrane transporter activity. Gene Ontology annotation, cellular component: brush border membrane. Gene Ontology annotation, biological process: transmembrane transport. The transcript has 3 exons. The record is from RefSeq and is a predicted model, not a curated record. Lineage: Eukaryota; Fungi; Ascomycota; Sordariomycetes; Glomerellales; Plectosphaerellaceae.